CCAAAACAUGGGUAGUAAAGAGUACUCAGCUGCCACUGGCAAGGCGGUGAAGGAGAGAGCAUGAAGCAGCACAGGGCUCUAAAUUGAAGUCCUUCCUCAGACGCUAAGUUGGUGAAAACAGGUCAUCAGGAGAGAAGAAACUUGAUGGCCACCACGACAGAGUUGAGUUCCACAGCAGGGAAGAAUAAUUACUCCCAGGACUUGCAGGUGGAUGAGAGGCUCAUUCCUAGGAAAGUUCCAAGCUUUUGUUCUGUUCGCUAUGGAAUGGCCUAUAUCAUAAAUCUCUGCAACUUCAUACUGAUGACACAAAAUAUCAUCAUUAACAUCACCAUGGUAGCCAUGGUCAACAGCACAGACCAUCAGUCCCAGGUCAACAGCUCCACUGAGGGGCUGCCUCUUGACUCACUUGGUGCCCCAAACAAAGCCCCAGAGAGACUUCCUGCAGCGGCACCUGUGUAUGAUUGGAGCCCUCAAACCCAAGGCAUCAUCUUUGGUUCUAUCAACUAUGGCAUGGUGCUAACUCUGGCUCCCAGUGGCUACCUGGCUGGAAGAAUAGGAACGAAGCGAAUAGUUGGGGCUGCUUUGUUCGGAUCCUCGUUUCUCAGUCUUUGCACCCCAUUGGCAGCUGAACUUGGAGUAGUUUCCCUCAUUGUAAUUCGAAUAGUCCAAGGGAUAACCCAGGGAUCAGGAUUGGGGGGUCAGUUUGCACUGUGGGAAAAAUGGGGCCCUCCACAUGAACGAAGCAGACUCUUAAGUAUCGCUCUAUCAGGCCUGGUAUUAGCGGGCUUCGCUGCCAUCCUCCUGGGCGGCCUCAUCAGUGAAACUUACGGAUGGCCUUUUGCCUUCUACAUCUUUGGAGGCAUUGGCUGUGUCUGCUGUCUUCUCUGGUUUGUUCUGGCUUAUGAUGACCCUGUUUCUCACCCAUGGAUAAGCAUCUCAGAAAAGGAAUACAUCAUAUCCUCUCUGGCCCAACAGGUCAGCUCUUCUAAGCAGUCUCUUCCAAUCAAAGCUAUGCUCAAAUCGCUACCCCUUUGGUCGAUGAUUUUUUGCUGUUUCGGUCAUCAGUGGUUGGUUUCCAUAUUGAUUGUGUACACACCAACUUACAUCAGCUCUGUGUACAAUGUGAACAUCAGAGAUAAUGGGAUUCUGUCUGCCAUUCCUUUUAUCGCUGCCUGGGUUUUUGGUAUCCUAGGAGGCCAACUGGCAGAUUUCCUUCUGACCAAAAGUUUUAGGCUCAAUACAGUACGGAAAAUUGUCACAGUUCUAGGAAUUCUCCCCUCUUCAAUAUUAACUGUGGUUCUGCCCUACCUCAGUUCCAGUUUUAUCACAACAGUGGCCCUUCUGACGAUCUCUUGUGGACUAAGCCCGCUGUCUCAGACAGGGAUGUACAUUAAUGCCUUAGAUAUUGCUCCAAGAUAUUCCAGCUUUCUCAUUGGUGUCUCAAGGGGAUUUGCAUAUAUAGCAGCUAUCCUGGCACCCACUGUCAGUGGAUAUCUCCUUAGUCAGGAUCCUGAGUUUGGGUGGAAGAAUGUCUUCUUGUUGUUACUUGCCAUUAACAUGUUUGGACUGAUCUUCUACCUUAUAUUUGGAGAAGCAGAAGUCCAAGACUGGGCUAAAGAAAGGAAACUCACUCGUUUAUGAAGUUAUUCCACCUUGGUUGGAAAAGUCACUAAGCACCUUAUUUCAUAAAUGGAAAUGACUCAGUGAUGAAAAUAACCAUGGAAAGAAUUUUAUUUGCUGUGGCUCUUUUCAAAUAUGCGAUCAAUUCUUUCUUUUAUCCAAAUUUCUGUUUUGAGAAAAAGAUAAGAUGAAUGAGAAUUCAAAUAAAAUGAUA
This is a messenger RNA of Choloepus didactylus (southern two-toed sloth), 1834 nucleotides long. RefSeq names its product solute carrier family 17 member 3 (gene SLC17A3). Lineage: Eukaryota; Metazoa; Chordata; Mammalia; Pilosa; Megalonychidae. Gene Ontology annotation, biological process: urate transport; transmembrane transport; monoatomic anion transport. The coding region runs from base 145 to 1641 and encodes 498 amino acids. Gene Ontology annotation, molecular function: voltage-gated monoatomic anion channel activity; toxin transmembrane transporter activity; efflux transmembrane transporter activity. The record is from RefSeq and is a predicted model, not a curated record. The transcript is spliced from 13 exons.